AUGAAAAGAACACUUUCCAAAACGACGGCGACGCCCAUAAUAAGAUCAGCAAUGAUUCUAUCACGAAUCCCUAUAGUAGUCCGUGAAUUGACCAAAUUGGAAUCAAACUAUUACAAAUAUCAAUCAGAAUUAGAGAAAAGAUUAAUGUGGACGUUUCCUGACUAUUAUUAUUUCAAGAAAGGUUCCCUUUCGGAACAUAAAUUUAUUAAGGCUCAAAAUUACCCCGUAAGUAAAAUCCCUGGAGUUUGGUACCCUCAUGGUAUACCUGAUAUUAAACGUAGAAGAGAAAGAAGAUCGAAACAAGAAAUCGUCUUACCUAGAGAUAAGAUCGAGGAUGAUGUUUCAUUAGUCGGUUCCUCUGGAUCAACUAAGGGAAGUACUGAUGGUGCGAAGGGUAGUAUUUCCAGACCAAUUGUGCCAAAUGAUUUGAAGACUGAAGCUGAUAAGAAGGGGAAUCUGCAGACUGUGGAAAGAGAGUUAUCAAGGACAUUAUACCUUCUUGUUCAAGAUGAGAACCUUGGUUGGAAGUUCCCAUCAUUUGUUGUGGAGGGCAAUGAUAAGGGACUGCAUGAUAUUGCUGAGCAAGCGAUCAAAUCAUUAAGUCAAAAUGAAAUUAAUACAUGGCUUGUUUCAAAGACUCCUGUGGCAGUCUUUGAAGAUAGUGAUGAUGGAUCGUAUGAAUUUUUUCUAAAAUCACAUAUUUUGGCUGGAACAUUUGCAAUGAAGGAUAACACAUUUAAACAAUUUGCAUGGUUAACAAAAGAUGAAAUAAAAAAUCAUGUCACGGAGCAGUAUUUUAGAAAUGUGGAAUUUUUAUUAGCAAAUUAA
Naumovozyma dairenensis CBS 421 is the source of this 828-nucleotide messenger RNA. It is a transcript of the gene MRPL17, whose product is annotated as mitochondrial 54S ribosomal protein mL46. Gene Ontology annotation, molecular function: structural constituent of ribosome. The transcript has a single exon. Lineage: Eukaryota; Fungi; Ascomycota; Saccharomycetes; Saccharomycetales; Saccharomycetaceae. The coding region runs from base 1 to 828 and encodes 275 amino acids. Gene Ontology annotation, cellular component: mitochondrial large ribosomal subunit. The record is from RefSeq and is a predicted model, not a curated record.